This is a messenger RNA of Dermochelys coriacea (leatherback sea turtle), 460 nucleotides long. RefSeq names its product 40S ribosomal protein S26-like. Gene Ontology annotation, cellular component: cytosolic small ribosomal subunit; ribosome. The record is from RefSeq and is a predicted model, not a curated record. Gene Ontology annotation, biological process: translation. Gene Ontology annotation, molecular function: structural constituent of ribosome; mRNA binding. Lineage: Eukaryota; Metazoa; Chordata; Testudines; Dermochelyidae.
AUGUUUGCUUGGGCUGGUCCUGGCUGCCAGAUCCACUUGUCGGGGCAGGGGACAGGGAUUAAGUUACUUCACCUCGUCUGUUCCAAGAGGACCAAGAAGAGGCAGAACAACGGGCGCGCUAAGAAGGGCCCUGGGCACGUCCAGGCCAUCCGCUGUGCCCGCUGCAUGCCCAAGGACAAGGCCAUCAAGAAGUUCGUCGUCCGGGACAUCUCCAAAGCCAGCAUCUUCAAUUCGUACGUGCUGCCCAAGCUGUAUGUGAAGCUGCAUUACUGCGUCAGCUGCACCAUCCACAGCAAGGUGGUGAGGAACCAUUCCUGGGAGGCCCGUACCCCUCCGCCCAGGUUCAGGCCAGCGGGUGCUGCCCCGAGACCUCCCCCAAGCCCAUGUAAGGAGAUGGUGCUGGAAAUGUGCACCUUGAGCCAUUGCCUCAAUAAAUGACUUUACAUCUGGAAAAAAAAAA